AUGACCAGAUAUGUCCGAACAUCAAGAUACCAGGCUCGCCGAGUAGCUCGGCUAGGAAACAUCGAUGCGCAGAGGCUACUCAUUCGCAAACACGCUGACUCGGGACCGUCGAUUCCUGCAUGGCGGCGUAAUGGAAAUAGAGAUGGCCACUCUGACUGGAGAGAGAAGCUCUUGGAAGGCAGUGCAACCGCCCUAGGGUCUGUUCUCGUCCUCGGCUUGGCCGGGUACUCAUACCAUCGCUACUACAAAUCUCUUGUCCUUCGCAAGAUGGAGAACGCUUUCGCCGCCGGAUAUUCAACCCUAGAACUGGCUGCCCUUGGUCGUCAGUUAACCCAGGACUCAUCAAACGGUAUCACCGCUUGUUUCGAGGUAACGAGACCUCACCAAGAGUUCAUCGAUAGCAUCGUCAAUGGCAGCGUUCAAGGUCACUACCACCUUUUGACUGGGGAGAAAGGAACCGGGAAAACGUCAAUGCUUCUCAAAGCGAUGAGAAAAAUAGAGGGAGAAGGUGUUGUCAUGCUAGAGGCGCACCCUGACCUUGAAAUCUUCCGACUACGUCUUGGCAAAGCGCUCAACUACGAGUUUCACGAAGAUUACAUCGGCAGUCUAUUUAGCUUCAGGGGGCCACGAGAUACGACACCUCUCUUGGAUAUUGAGCGUGCGUUCAACAAGAUGGAAAAGAUUGCGCUCAAACGAAGGGAGAAGGUCGGAAGGCCUCUGGUGCUUGUCAUCAACCGCGCUCAUCUCUUUGGCGACGAUGACGACGGGCGGCAUUUACUGGAGGCGAUCCAGCAAAGAGCCGAGAUGUGGGCAGCGAGUAACCUCGUGACAGUUGUGCUCAACAGCAACGAAUUCUGGAUCGGUGAACGCCUUAUGCCUGAAGCCACCCGCCUUCGAGUCCUCCCCAUUCACGACAUUCCCAAAGGUCCCACCAUCACGGCGCUAAGGGACUUUCGAAACAGAAGUUUUGGAGAGGAUGUCUCCGAACAUACCUUGGAACGGAUCUAUGCCAAGAUUGGCGGUCGGUUUCGGUUCCUGAGCCAAGUCGCAAAGGCUCCUGACAUGGAUGAAGCUUGUAGGGUGAUAUAUGAGAAGGAGAAGAAAUGGUUUUUGAGCCAAUGUUGGAUCUUUGGAGGAGAUAUCGACGAUGAUGCAGAAAGCCAGCAAGAGUUCUGCGCAGCAGCCAUGGUUCUCGCAAAAGCUCUCGUCGACGAGGAAGCAACCAAGAAAGAGCAAAACCCCCAAGAUGAUCAUGCCUUGCCGAGCAUUCCACUUCACAAAGCAAGACAAAUCAUGACACGAGCAGAUCUGAUCCAGCACCACGACCGCAUCAAUAUUUUUACCAUCGAUUCAAACUCGAUGGUUCAAGCAGAUUCGGUGGUGAUGCAGAAUGUGUUUCGAGAACUCUGUGCCGAGGACGGCUUUGAGGAGCUUCUUGACGCCACGCUUGAAAGGCUAGAUGAGCUGGAGGAUUUGCGCAGGACAAGGGUCUUGGCCCUCAAGGAUGUGGAUGGAAACAAGGGUUAUCAGGUUAUUGUUAAGAAGAGGGGCCAGAUUGAGGAGAGUAUGCAGAUGUCGUUCAAGGCCAUACCCCCUGAGGAGGAAGGGUCUUGA
Messenger RNA from Fusarium keratoplasticum, 1614 nucleotides. RefSeq lists its product as uncharacterized. NCBI's taxonomy places the organism in Eukaryota, Fungi, Ascomycota, Sordariomycetes, Hypocreales, Nectriaceae. The record is from RefSeq and is a predicted model, not a curated record. The transcript is spliced from 2 exons. The coding region runs from base 1 to 1614 and encodes 537 amino acids.